Molecule: messenger RNA, 1419 nt
Organism: Caenorhabditis bovis
Lineage: Eukaryota; Metazoa; Nematoda; Chromadorea; Rhabditida; Rhabditidae
Source: the annotation of a GenBank genome assembly
AUGGAUGAACUGAACGCGUGUACAGAAUGCGGAUUCACAACAACUGUUUUCUCCGAAUUUCAAGGACAUAUCGAAAAGCACGAAAUCGAACACAGUCGAUCAUCCAGCGGCGAAAUGUCUAACUCGCAGACCAUUGAAUGGGCGGAAGGUAGUCAGUCAGCAACGCCAUCACCUAGAUCCACUCCCCCAACAGAUCCAACUCCGAGUCCCAGCGAACACACACCGACCACUUUGGACGAUAAUAUUGCUGCCAUCGAUAUCGCUCUAGUCAAUAAAAAAGAGAAGCAGCCGAAGGCUGUCCAUGUGUGCCCACACUGCAACUUCACCACCUGCAUGUCGCAACAUAUGAAAAGUCAUUUGGAAGCGCAUGAGAGACACCAAGGCCAAAUGUAUCAAUGCGACAUUUGUAAGAUGCAGUUCAGCCAAAAGGCUAACAUGCAUCGACAUCGUAUGCGGCACAGUGGAGUCAAACCGUAUGAAUGUCGAUUUUGCCAGAAGCGAUUUUUCAGGAAAGAUCAGAUGCAAGAACACUCCAUGACUCAUAUCAAAACGGGAUUCGGAUUUGACUGCCCUGUUGCAUUGUGCAACCAGACAUUCAGUCAGCAUAAUUCGUUGAGAGCUCAUCUUGAGGAAAAACACACUAUUUCUACUACUAACCCAGCAGCUUGUAAACGUUGCACUUUAUUGUUCGCGAAUUCUCGCAGGCUUCUUCUUCAUUAUCAGACGAGACAUGAUGAUGAGAGUGGCAAUCACUCGCCCCCAAAGAACGUCACACCGAAAAAAAGAAAGAUCUCAAACAAUUCAAGCGCUGUGAUGCCGUUCGACGCUUCUCAGCUUAAUUUAGAACAGCUGCAGAAGAUGGUGAGCGCUGAACAGAGUCCACCAAAUACGGACACUUCCGAUCAUUCUGCUAGUCCUGAAUAUGAAUUGCAGCAGCCACAACCGUUUGGCAUGUCCAGCCAGGAUUUGCUUCUUAUGUGUCUUUCAAACGUUGCCCAAUUUCAAGGGUUGGCUGAAAGUAUUCCACGCGCUUUGCUAGGAUUGCCGAAUAUUCCACUGCCGGCUCUCCCGGUUGUCAAGGAGCCAAUGCAGCUCUGGUCUGAGCAUACAUCAAGCUCGGUUAGCCUCAGUGCCCCAAGUCCAAGUGAACAAUCGCAGUCUCCACAAAAUAAUGAUACAGUCGUCUCGCGUGCCGAGAAAGAGGAAGCGCCUGUCGCGGAAAAAGAGGAUUCCGUGGAGUGCACCCAUUGCGGAAUGUUAUUCUACGAUAAUACCAUGUACUUGCUUCACAAAAGCCUGCACACUGAAGGUGAUCCAUUCAAAUGCGCAUUGUGUGGCGUUCAAUGUGGCGAAAAAUAUAUGUUCACCACCCACAUGAUCUUCGCUGAUCACAACUCUCAGCCAACCAACAUGGCAUGA